Anguilla rostrata (American eel) is the source of this 2648-nucleotide messenger RNA. Its product is annotated as GTPase IMAP family member 2-like. Bases 275 to 1561 code for a protein of 428 amino acids. The transcript has 5 exons. NCBI's taxonomy places the organism in Eukaryota, Metazoa, Chordata, Actinopteri, Anguilliformes, Anguillidae. The record is from RefSeq and is a predicted model, not a curated record. Gene Ontology annotation, molecular function: GTP binding.
CACCACAGAAUAAGGAAGCUCUUCUCAGAGAGGUAUGUAUAAAGACAUUCAGAGAAUGAAUAGGAUAAAGUGGUCACAUGACCCAAUGUUUAUUACAGAACACUCAGACCAAUCAGCCCACAGGCAGAGCUAGAUGUAUCCUGUGGGUGGAGCUUUGUGGAAAUAAAUAGGGAAAAAUAUUUGCACUAGGAAGUAGGAGUUGGUGGACCUCACUGAAGACAAAUCGGUUGCCACCCAAACAUACACAAAAGCAAGAUUUGAAUACCUGGGCAGAAUGUCAGGCCAGAACUACACCCCAGCACUAUUCUGCCCCAGUCAACCGCCAGCCUUAUACCAGCCAAUGGCAAAUUCUACAAGCCUGCUGAAUGCCACAGGGACUUCAUGGUUUCUGCAAGGAAACACCGUGUUUGACGUAGGUAGAAUCUCAGGCCAGAACUACACCUCAGCACUUACCUGCCCCAAUCAACUGCCAGCCUCAUAUCUGCCAAUGGCAAAUUCUGUAAGCCCACUGGAUGCCACAGGGACUUCAUGCCUCCUGCCAAGAGAUGCAGGCAGCCAGACUGUGUUUGAAACUAUGCAAACAAGACCGUCCUUGAGUCUGAAUUAUUCCUCUGCCACUCCUAAUCCUCUUCCUUCUGAGGAAAGAAGCACGUCUUCUAUCAGCAGUGAUUUAAAUCCAUCAAUCUGCAGACAAAGAAUUGGAAGAGACCGGAAGCCACAAGAGAAACCCCCCUUAUCCAAUUCCUAUGCGCAUCUAGCAAAUCAGUCGAAGCCCACUGCUUCUUCACAACCACAGCUGAGGAUGGUGCUGCUGGGGGAGAAAGGGGUGGGGAAGAGUUCCUCUGGGAACACCAUCCUGGGACGGGCGGCAUUUGGAACCGAGUCCACCUUCAUCUCCCGCACCGAGAUUCAAACUGGAGAGGAGGCUGGGAGAAGGCUGUCUGUGAUCGAGUCCCCCGCUGUGUUCGCCACAGAAACCUCCGCCUUCGGCGACCGGCACGAGAUCAGGUGGUGUAAGGAUCUGUGUGCGCCAGGGCCACACGUUUUUCUGCUGGUGGUGAGGUUGGACAAGCACGGCAAGAAGGAGAGAGGCGCAUGCGAGCAGAUACAGGAGGCCUUCGGGCAGCAAGCCCUGGGGUACACCAUGGUCUUGUUCACGCAUGGAGACCUGCUAGGGGGGCGGCCCGCCGAGGAGCACCUUAGAGAGAGCCUGGAGCUGGUGGGAGAAUGUGGUGGCGGCCAUCACGUCUUCAACAACAAGGCCAGCGACGACCGUGCCCAGGUCACCGAGCUGCUGCGGAAGAUUGACAGAAUGGUGCUAGAGAAUGGGGGGGAGGGCUACUGUAAUGUGUUAGAGAAUGGGAGGGGCUUCAACGAUAUGUCAGCACAAGUCAAAACUGACUGGCUGGAUAGGCUAGAUAGGCUGGAUGAUAGGCUGGAAUUAGCUCGCCGAAACGGGAUGGACAAUGAGGGCCUUACAGCUUUUCCACAAGUUUUUGCUGUAUUUCUGGCAUUAGUGCUGGUGUUUGUAGUGGGGGUAUUGUGGAAAAAAUUCGGAUAGGUAAGUCUAACCACCCCAGUUAAGGAAAAAUUAAAAUGUACUAUAUCGCUCCUCUUCCCUCUGGGAUGUCAAUCACUUUUCUGAUGCUAAAUUGAGACAGGACAGAAAUCAUGCUGCUGCACCAAAAUCCUGCCUCUCUGCCACUGAAUUCUGUCUUGCCAUUGAUGACAUCUCGGUUGUUUCAUAAACCAAAAUCCGCAAUCUUGGAGUAAUAUUUGAUCUUCGCAGCUCACAUUAACUAUCACAAAAACUGCAUUCUUCCGCCUUUGUAACAUUGCUCACCUUCUCCCAUCUCCCAACCUCACUGAAACUCUCAUAAAUGAUUUCAUUUCCACCCACUUAGAUUGCUGCAAUGUCCUUUUCACCGGGCUCCCACCCAAACAUCUCCAUUAAUAAUGACAUGUCCAGAACUCUGCUGACAGGGUACUCACACAUACCAAAAAAAUCAACUCGCAUAACCUCUGUUCUCUAUCAAUUACAUUGGUUACAUCACACAUACAUUAUAAACUGCUCACCAUCACAUUCAAAGCACUUCAUAGGUCUUUAUGCCUUUUACCUCUCUGAAUUACUCUUUCUCUCUACUCCCACUUGAACACUUAGGUCCUCUAGCACUGGUCUGCUUGUGGUCCCUAUACCAGUUUAUCCACCUCUAGAGACCUUUCAAUGCCAUGGCCCCCAAGCUUUGGAAUGCCCUCCUUCAACUCCUCUGUGUAAUAGCAUUUCCUCAUUCAGAUUUCAACUAAAAACAUGUCUUUUCAUGCAACACUACUUCCUUCACAAUACACCCUCUCCCCACCACUGGCUUUUCUGCUUUGCUGCUCAUAAUAAUGCUGUUGUUGUAUUUACAUUUAUAUGUAUAAUUUAAAAAAAAUCUUUGUAUGUAUAUGUAUGUAUCUGUAUUGUUAGAGAUUAGGGUUAGGGGUAAGGUUUAGAAAAAUAAUAUUUCAAAAAUUUUCAAAUUAUUUUAUUGUAGUUAAGCAGGUUUUCUAAAUCUUUGAGAGGAAAGAAGAUGAUUUUGUUGGCCUUUUCAACAUGGUUGUAAUGUACCUCCCGUUCCAAACUCUCCAUAAACUUCAAUUGAUUUCCA